This is a messenger RNA of Fusarium proliferatum ET1, 1926 nucleotides long. RefSeq lists its product as uncharacterized. Bases 1 to 1926 code for a protein of 641 amino acids. Gene Ontology annotation, biological process: DNA-templated transcription; regulation of DNA-templated transcription. The record is from RefSeq and is a predicted model, not a curated record. The transcript is spliced from 4 exons. Lineage: Eukaryota; Fungi; Ascomycota; Sordariomycetes; Hypocreales; Nectriaceae. Gene Ontology annotation, molecular function: DNA-binding transcription factor activity, RNA polymerase II-specific; DNA binding; zinc ion binding.
AUGCCCACUCCCUCAAAACAUGUCAAAUUCGUCGCCUCAGACCCUUCGCGCGGCGGUCUCCCCGUGAAGCGCAAACAGGUCCAGCACGCAUGCGCCUCAUGUCGCAAGAAAAAGAGGCGCUGCGUUCAUGCUGAAGAUGCAGUCGAUGAGACUUCGCCUCCCGUGGAAGAAGAUGAGACAUCCCGGUCAACAUCACUACCCUUACAAACACAAAGAACUGCUCUCCCGGACUCAUCGCUUCAAUAUGCAAACUCAACCGCAAAUGCAAGUCCUGCUGCGCCAACUCCAAGGCGUGAGUCAGGAAGCACGCCGAAUCAAUCUUCCCGCUUCGUAGGGGACCUCAACCCAGAAGGCAUGUUCAUGGAAGCCACUGGUUCAGCAUCCGUCCGCGAGACCUCACAGAAAGGAGAUGUAGGAAUAUGGCUUUCUUCGAAUAAUCCUGGACAAGCAAGUCAAUUCAUCACUUCAAGGCCGCCCCCAAUAAUGGAUCAGUUUUUACUACCGUUCGUCAAGGAGCAUUGUCUAUCCUGUCUUCCGCCACAUCAAGACUACCUCAAACUAAAAGCGCUGUAUCUGGAAAAGAUCCAUCCCAUCAUGCCGAUUAUACCGGAGACUGCGCUAGAAGGCGAUGAACCCACGAGUGUGGUGUUGAGACAACUCAUCUGUCUCGCUGCAUCCACAGACCCAAGCAUGGCGCUGUAUCUCCAUCUCCAGAACAAAGGCGAUGAUCUCCUCCCCUGCCAAGACUUCAUGCAAUCCGUCUCCUCCGCCGUCCGCGCAAUCCUCGAAACAAGCAUCAUAACAGACAGAGUCCUUCACAUCCGCGCCCUCAUCCUCCUAUCCCUCUACACCCAGCCCAACUCCUCCGAAGAAGCAGAUCUCCCCGCCCAACUCGGCGGCCGCGCCAUUCACCACAUCCAAACGCUGGGUCUUCACUUGUUGAGAUACGACGGGCCCAAUAGUGAGGAGCUGGAAACGCUGUUCUGUGCGGUUUGGGCGGUGGAUCGGAUUAAUGCCGCUGUGUAUGGGAGGCCGUGUCUUAUGCAUGAGAGGGAUAUAGGCGCGAAUCUGGAUGGGUGUAUUAGGAAGAGACCGCCGUGCUUUAGGCUGUUCUUGAGUGUUGUACAGUGGUUGGAUCAGGUCAUUGAGCUGUAUCGUCCGGGACCGAGUGCUGAGGCGAGCGGGUUGGAUAAGAUUGCUUACAUCGAUCUUCCAGUUCUCGAGGCCAUGAUCGUCAAUGCCGAUGCGCUUAAAGUACCAGGCUCACUAAUUGCGACGAUUGAAACGUUUUAUCACGCCGUCAUUAUCUUAUCAUGUCGUCUCCCACGACCAGGCACACUCACAGCAGCAUCAACCCUCCCUCCACCAUCCGCCAACGCCCGUCGCUCCCUUGCAGCAGAACGCAUCGCCUGCGCCGUCCUGCGCGACCACCUCUCCCCCAUGCCCUUCGUCCCCUACGCCGUCUGUCUCGCCCUAAGCGUAGAGUACCGCAAGAUGCGCCACUCCCGCCUGCCCAUGUUCCGCUCGCGCGCCAUGCACGCAUUCCGCCGCAACUGCGAGAUGCUCCGCAAAUUCGGCGACUACUUCUGGAGCGCCAACGUGGUGGCAGGGCUGGGCGAGCGGGUGCUCAAGGAGAUGGAGCGCGCUGCUAACACGCUCACACGGGAAUCACCGCCGCCGGCGGUGAAUCCUGUGGCUGUGACGAAUCCAGUGGCCGUGACGAAUCCGAGCAUGGUCAACGCUGUGCCGAGCGUGGAGCAGGCCGUGGACUUUUCACUGAUUGAUGCGAUUUCGGGAGCGGAUGUGUUUGGUGCUAUUGAUCCGAGUUUUAAUCUGGGGGCUGUGGAGGAUGCGCUGGAAGCGAAUCUGGAUAUAGGACUGCCGAUGAAUUGGGUUGAUUGGGGGCAGUAUGCUACGCUGUCGUGA